Fusarium sp. VM40 is the source of this 2163-nucleotide messenger RNA. NCBI's taxonomy places the organism in Eukaryota, Fungi, Ascomycota, Sordariomycetes, Hypocreales, Nectriaceae. The record is from the annotation of a GenBank genome assembly.
AUGAGACCUCUGGAAGAGUCGCUUUCGAGAUGGCGUGAGACACAAUCCCAAGGCGCACAUCUUGGCGACCUACGACGUGCUGUUCGAUAUAACGGUCCUUCAAGCCCAUGUAUAUCGGGCUGUCGUUCUCUUUGCUGGAAGACUUUUCUUCUCUCUACUGCUGCCGAGGGUUUGAGCUGGUCUCAGGUCCUUGACAAUGGAAGAGAGUUUUAUACCGAGCAACGUGACCACUUUCUCAAGUAUAUCAAGCACCCAGAAGCCCUUGCAGAGCUGAACAUCGACCCCUUGACGGAGGAUCCGACUUCACCUUGGAACACUAUUCGCCAAGAUGAGAUUGUUCGAGCUGAGAUCCAGCAAGAUGUGCAACGACUACCUGAUGAAGCAUCCUAUCAUGACGACAUAACACAGGCGAUCAUCUUGGAUAUUCUGUUUAUAUACUGUAAAAUUCACCCUGAGCGAGGCGGUUACCGACAAGGCAUGCAUGAAUUGCUUGCGCCUAUCCUACAUGUUAUCGAGCAGGAUGCACUGGAUCCAUCGACGUUGCCAGAAGAUAUCCCUCUUGAUGACGCCCUUGUCAAGACUCUCAAUCACUCCUUCAUCGAGCAUGAUGCCUUUGUCCUUUUUUCGAGGCUGAUGGAGCGCGCUCAGUCGUUUUACGAAGUAAAGGACAUCGCUGCGACACCAGGAACUCCUUUACAGCCAUCUAAAUUCCCAGAACAGAGCUCUGCUAUUGUCGAGCGGAGUAAAUUCAUUCAUGAAGUUUGUCUCCAGAAGGUCGACCCGGAGCUUGCUGCCCACCUCACCAAUAUCGAAAUCUUGCCACAGAUCUUUCUCAUUCGGUGGAUUCGGUUACUCUUCAGCAGGGAAUUCCCUUUUGAGCAAUUCUUAGUCUUUUGGGAUACCAUCUUUGCGGUUGACCCAACAUUGGAACUGAUCGACCUCAUUUGCGUUGCCAUGCUACUUCGGAUUCGAUGGGAUUUGCUGGAAGCCGAUUAUUCUGUCUGCCUUCAACUACUUCUCAAAUACCCUCCUCCAACUGGGCCUCACGGUCCUCAAACAUUUGUUGACGACGCCAUGUAUCUAAGGGACCAUCUUAGCCCAUCAGGGGGCUCAUCUUUGAUCAUGAAAUACUCCGGAAAGAUGCCCGCUGUAUCUUCCCCGCCACAGACUUCUCGGACAAAUACCCCGAGCUUUCGCGGGUUCAAUUCUUUCAAGCAAAGGCCUGGAGUAAGAUCACAAAUUUCGUCCCCUUCACGCUUCAUUCAGCAGCAGGGUGGAAUGGAAGCCUUAAUCCAAGGAGCCGCCAAGGGAGUUCUCGAGAGAGGUGAAAAGUUGGGCAUUAACCAAGCAGUUAGAGACGCCAUGGGAGAAAUCAAACGCAACAUUAACGAGGCGCGAUCUGCACCCAGGUCUCCGCACCCCUUAGUAGGCGAUGAGGAAGCGGGGAGAGGUCUCGCAGCACUGGAAAGGCGUAACCGACAUCUGGCCGCCAUGCUUGACGAAACGGUUAACAACCUAAAGUCGAUAUCUGCUUCAAGCCUAGACGACAAGGUUAAGAGCCUUGAGCUUAUCGAGAUCGCAGCAGCCAAGGUCCAGUUUGUUAAAAUCUACUUAGACGAUUCUUCGAUGGAAGUCCCAAUUCUACAAUCUCCACCAACUGAAGAGGACCCUCAAGAGGUGGUUGUGGCGGAGACCACUAUUGUUCAUCCAGAGCCAGUAUCAGCAGCACCCGCAGGGCUGAACAUAUCUGGCCUGCAGAUAACAGAAUCGAAGCCAGGGCCUGAAGACGAAGCAGCCCGUCCCUCAAGUCCAGAUCGUAUGGACAUAGUUGCUCCUGAAGACAAGAAGCUUGCGAAUUCAUUAGCCCCAGCACGCCCAGGUCCUGUACCGACUCGAUCAACAUUGGCUCAAUCAUCCUUCUCAUGGAUGUUGGAGCCAGACGAAUCUAAACCUCCACAAUCAUCAACAUCGACUUCAUCUGCCAAGUCACCACCACAGCAACACAAAAAGAAAAUGUCUAACAGCGCUAGCCGUGAGAAAAAUGCCUUUCUGUUCGGCGAAGUCACUGAGAGUCGCAACGCGCUGAACUCGGAUGAAAUAUUCGGCCUGGAGCCCCUGAAAAAGAUGAAGGAUAUCAAAGCUGAGGAGCCGGCGAAUGAAUAG